AUGGGUUUUAGGGUAAAUUCAGAUAAAAUACUGGAAAUUGAAAGAUCGCUGUCUUCUCUCAGUGAUCUCAACCCUAUACAAGAUUUGCUGGGUUAUCUCAACGCCGAUGGCGUCGACGGGAGAGUGAAGCACAAGACGCUGUUUGUACUGCAGAGGGUAUUCAGCACGCUCCUCGUCAAUGGCAGAAUCCUCGGCCUGAAAUCCACCUCCGACAACGAAGCCAUCACUCUCACUAAGAAAUGGUUGCUGGACAAGUACACGAGGUUUUUCAACACUCUAGGCACUCUCUUUCAUUCCACAGAACACAGCCUGAGAAUUACCUCUCUACACAUUUCCAUGUCUCUACUACGCACAGAAUCAUCCUACAUUUCAAACAAGACAGUCCCACCUUCUCCACAAUUCGCUAUUGAUUCCUUCCGCAGAAUAGUUAGACCCUUGCUCAUCAAUAAGAAGCCCAUGUUCGACGAUGUACGCAGCGAGUGGCUCGACAAGUGGAUUGGUAAGUGCGACGACAUCCGCUACUUCUUCUUCAAGGAAACAAUACACCUCUUUAGAGAGUUCGAUGCGGUCUCCUCCCCACGUCCAAAACACCUCACUUCCAAUGUCCUGACUUUGCUUGAAAAUCUUCACUCUAUGCCUACACAUCAAUCUGAAAUCGACGAGUUUUGGGUCCCUGAGAUAGCUAGACAGGAGAAGGAGCAAGUCAAGGAAUCAAAUCUCGAGCAGUCUAAACAAGACAACCAAGACUGGACUGCGUACUUUGACCAGAUGAUCGCUGACGAGGAGGAGGAGAAGGAGAGCAAAGCAACUGACAAGAACUCCAAGAAAAACAAAGUGCGCGACACCAUAAGUCUCAGUGCACACAGAGCCAUGUACUCUGGUGUCUGGCUGACGAUGCUAAAGUGUCCGACCGGGUUAGAUGUGAAUGAGAACAGAAGGGCGUUGAUAGUACUCCACCAGCUCGUCAUUCCAUUCCUAAAGCCAUCCGAAAGAGCUAGUUUGGCAGACUGGCUGAGUGAUUGCUGCGAUGCUGGCGGUGUCAAUGCUCUCCUCGCCCUCAAUUCGCUAUGGAGAUUAAUGCGCGACCACAAUCUCGACUACCCCGAUUUCUACAAAAGGUUGUAUGCAUUAUGCGACAGAAAUGUGUUGCAUGUGCUAUACAGGGCGCGAUUCUUCCGUAUGUUAGAUCUGUUCCUGAGUUCGACGCACCUUCCCGCGUUACUGGUUGCAGCUUUCAUCAAGCGUCUCAGUCGCCUAUCCAUUUCUGCCAGCCCAGCUGCCAUAGUGAUGCUCAUCCCAUUCACUUACAACCUCCUCAAAAGACAUCCGGGGUGCAUGCACCUCAUACACUCAGAUCGCGCAGUGCAGGGUGUAGAUGCGGACAUGUACACCUUCGAUGAACCUGACCCUAUGCAGUCGAAUGCUCUAGAUAGCUCCUUAUGGGAACUCGCAUCGCACCAAUCUCACUACCAUAGCAGCGUUAACAGAUUAGCUCUCAUUCUUUCACAGGUCUUCUCUAAACCUAAUUUCGCUCUCGAAGACUUUCUCGAUCAUGCCUAUAAAACCAUGUUCGAUACGGAGAUUCGCCGUAAGAUUAAGACCACCCCCGCAACUUACGACGGUAAGAGUGUAGGUGUGUUUGGAGGACACAAACGGAAAUUGGAUAGCAUUGCUGAUGUCGAUGAGAAAAACGCCAUUGGUAGUAUUCAAGGUGAUAUUGUUGCUCAGUUGUUCGAGUUCUAG
Messenger RNA from Wallemia ichthyophaga EXF-994, 1743 nucleotides. RefSeq lists its product as uncharacterized. Gene Ontology annotation, cellular component: Noc4p-Nop14p complex; nucleolus; small-subunit processome. The coding region runs from base 1 to 1743 and encodes 580 amino acids. Gene Ontology annotation, biological process: ribosome biogenesis. Lineage: Eukaryota; Fungi; Basidiomycota; Wallemiomycetes; Wallemiales; Wallemiaceae. The record is from RefSeq and is a predicted model, not a curated record. The transcript is spliced from 2 exons.